GUUGGUCCAUUGAAUCCUUGCAACAAUUUUUCAGGAUAUUUUCAUGAAUGAAAGAAAAGGACAAUUGCAGUUGCACAUCUCCCACCCCUUUAUACACUUUAUUAUAACCCAUAUUUCACAACACUGUAAAUCAGAAAACAUAAUGACGAUUAUGUACAACUUGAACUAUAAAGUUGUAUGGCUAAGAUAAAUAUUGGUCGUCAUUUCAUAACAGAUUUAACAAUAAAAUCUUAUCUAAGCACUUAAAAAAAUUCAAUAGUUUUAAUACUUUGUAUUAUUUCUCCAAUCUCAAACACUCCUAUAUAUACCCCUUUAUUCUGUUACAUAACAUAAGAAAAAUAUACCAAAUAUGAAUUACAAGGAGUGCUUCUUAAUAUCCCUAGCCUUAGUAAUGGCCGUCGGCCUGUCUAACGGGUUUGAUUUCCAAGAAAAGGAUCUAGGAUCCGAGGAGAGUUUAUGGGACUUAUAUGAGAGUUGGAGCAGUCAGUAUGCUGUGUCGAGGAGCCUCGAUGACAAGCACGAGAGGUUCAAUGUGUUUAAAGAGAAUGUGCAGCAUGUCCAUCAAGUUAAUAAGAUGGACAAGCCUUACAAGCUGAAGUUGAAUAACUUUGCUGACAUGACAACUGAUGAGUUUGGUAGUUACUUUGCUGGUUCGAAGAUUCACUACCAACGGAUGCUUCGAGGCAAGAAGACUAAUGGUAGCAAAAGCUUCAUGUAUGCAGCUGUUGACAAUGUUCCUAUGUCUGUUGAUUGGAGAGCAAAUGGUGCUGUUACGCCUGUUAAGUUCCAAGGCCAUUGUGGAGGUUGCUGGGCAUUUUCAACAGCUGCAUCGGUUGAGGGUAUAAACCAAAUCAAAACUGGAAAGCUAGUUUCAUUAUCUGAACAAGAACUUAUUGACUGUGACACCUCCCAGAACAGAGGAUGCAAUGGUGGCCUCAUGGAUUGGGGAUUCGCUUUUGUCGAGCAAAAAGGCGGCCUUAUAACAGAAGAAAACUAUCCUUACACAGCUACACAAGGAAUAUGCAACAUCUUUAAGAUGAGUAGUCCAAAAGUAUCAAUUGAUGGGCAUGAGGAUGUACCUGUGAAUAAUGAGGGCGCUUUGCUCAAAGUUGUCGCGAACCAACCUGUGUCCGUGGCCAUUGAUGCAGGGAGUCAUGAUAUGCAGUUCUAUUCAGAGGGGGUAUUCAGUGGACAAUGUGGGACAGAAUUGAACCAUGGUGUAGCAGUUGUGGGCUAUGGAACUUCCCUAGGCGGUAUCGACUACUGGAUUGUAAAGAAUUCCUGGGGAGAACAAUGGGGGGAGAAAGGUUACAUACGGAUGAAGCGCGGUAUCCCUGACAAACAAGGAUUGUGUGGGAUUGCAAUGGAGGCCUCUUAUCCUGUCAAAAACUCUGCCCUUAAUCCAUCAGUAUCUAAGGAUGGAUAUUCCAAGUCUAGGAAGAACAGAUUUUAAACAAGAUUUAGAGAUGUUUGGUUCAUGAUUCUUUCAAAACAUAGAUAUGUAACAU
Chenopodium quinoa (quinoa) is the source of this 1508-nucleotide messenger RNA. RefSeq names its product vignain-like. The transcript has 4 exons. Bases 350 to 1453 code for a protein of 367 amino acids. Gene Ontology annotation, cellular component: lysosome. The record is from RefSeq and is a predicted model, not a curated record. Gene Ontology annotation, molecular function: cysteine-type endopeptidase activity. NCBI's taxonomy places the organism in Eukaryota, Viridiplantae, Streptophyta, Magnoliopsida, Caryophyllales, Amaranthaceae.